GGUGGUUAUAUCUUUGAGUUUCAUUCAUAAUCCCAAAAUUUACUCUGGUAUGGUGUUUCAAGCUCUCACCAACAGUUUGCCAAAUGGCCAGUCACAUGUCUUAGCUACUGGUGGUCGCUAUGAUAAACUGGUAAGUCAGAUUUUAUAUUAACUUGGUCAAUGCUAUGGCACAAUCCCAAUUAAGCUUCACGUUAAAUUAGUUCCAGGUCAGGAAAUAUAAAUGAAAGGACUGCUUUCAAGCUUAGAAAAUGAAUCAAAAAGCAAAACGAGGUAUGUGGAAGCUUGAAUAAGAUAACAGGACAAAAAACAAGGACGUUUCGGCGUGAAGCCUUCCUCAGCCAACAGUAGAAAUAAAAAUAUAACAAAAAACAGAGCACAGUAGACAACUCAAGAAGUAUCCAUUGGUGUCGCCGGAAGUGGGAACACAGGAAGCGCCAGGUCAGGCAACCAUAUUCACAAUAAAGAGAUUUUUAACUCAACAUGAAUUAUAGCAUUUUUUUCAUAUUUCAUUUAAAUUUUGAUUGAAAUAAAGUAAAUACAGUGUAUUUCUUUAUUUAACCUCCAUUGAAAUUUAAUAUAUAUAUAUUUUUUAAAAACAGGAUUUUAAGAUGAAUUUCAUUUCUCAUUCACUUUGGAAAAUAGGUUGACUAGCUAUGUUUAGUUUUUUACAUUGAGAAUUUAAAAAAUAUUCCCAAUUGAUUUUACAGAUAUAAAUAUGCAACAGCCUCUAACUCUUUUCAAGCCAAAAUUUGACUGUUAUAUUUAUUAAAAUGUAGUGCCAUUGUUUCUUUUAUUUUUAAAAUUAUCAUUUUAAUAAUUCAUACAGUGUUCAAUUUGUAACCUAGUAUCGGCAGUAUUGAAACCUGUUUUUUCUUUUGCAGAUAGAAAGCUUUUUGUCACCUAAUCAAUGUCCAAAUAUCUAUGAAAAGCCAACUGGAGUCGGUUUCACUCUGAUACUUGAAAGUAUUGCAUUUGUUGUAGCGGAAGAUAAACGGGUAAGUUUUACUAAAAAAUUUUUAAUGAACACAGAGCUCAAAUUUAUUAUUUGAAGAAAAAAAUGAUAUACAGUGGGGCCUCAGAAUCUGAAUGUCCUAGAGCUAGAAAAACUCGGAAUCCAAAUGAAAAUCUCUAGCAAAUCUUAAAUCAAAAUCUGGAUGCUGCUUUGGUAUCUGAAUGCCCAGUACAUUCUUAGAGUGUUUUGUGUGUACAUUUCUCCAGCAGUGGGAUGCCUUGUUGUUCAGUUUGUUGUCAGAGGCUGUGGUGAAAACAUUGUUUGUUUAUUUUUGCUUUUGUGCCCAUUUCAUGUUAUUUUUAAAAAUAUAAUAAUAACUUAGUGUAUUUGCCAUGGAUCCUAAAGUGUGUAGUGAGAAACGUAAGAGUAAGAGAGGACAACUGUUUGAGCUACAACUGAAGUUAAUGAAGAUCUUAUGGCUAACCAUGAAAUCAUUACAUGUGUGUCUUAUCACGCUACUAUGUUCAGGAUGCCUAAAUCGAUUGUACCAUUUCGAUAAAAUAAAUAAGCUAUCAGAGCAAGGGAUAUGGGGAAAAGGGUAACAACACCGACUUCAAGGAGGUCAACAAAUAUGGAUGAGUUAGAAAAAACUUAUCUUAGUUAGGUUUCAUGAAAAACAGGUGGCUGAUGAUGUGAUUUCUACGACAAUAAUAUGUGAGAAAGCCAAUGUCCUCCACAAUGAUUUAGUGAAAAGCUUGAUACUAGUUCUAAUAGGAGAAGUUUAAAGGUUUGUAGGGGUAGGUUUGAGAACUUUAAGAAAAGGACUGGGAUCCAUAGAGUUUAUAUAGAUUAUUCAGUUUCUAUUGUCCUAAAGGGAAACAUUUGUCUUGGAACUCAAAUGGUAACCCAAACAGGGUUCUGGAAUGGAUUAAAUUCAGAUUCCUAGGUUCUCUGUAUUUCCUAUGUUUCUGAUAUAUUAAGUGUUAUCCACAAAUUAUAUUAAUGCUGAGAGGGAGUGGUGUUAGAUUACAGGAUUUUGUAAUAUUUUGGGUCUCAAUAAAAGCAUAAAUUUAAGUACAGAAGAUUUAUGAUCAUCUUAGAAUCUAAAAUCAUUUUCAUGCCUACAAUAUAUUUUGGUGUGCUUACAGAUCCAUGAGACGACAUAUUUAAAAAAAUCUUUUCUUACUCAUAUAGUGAAUUUUACACCAUAGUUAUUUUACAUGUGUCUGGCUGAUUCUGAAACUAAUAAUUUUUUAAUCUUUUGAUGCUGGUGUUUUUUUAAAUUAAAAAAAGUUUUGUCAGAAUUUUAAAAACUCCAUUUGCAAAUUAGAAUAUAUGCUGAAUUCUUUUUCUUUUUGUGAUUGCAUUAUAAUUAGUUAAAGAUAAAAUUGAUAUAUGGUUGUAAUAAAAGUAUUCAUUAAACAGAAAAAAAUAAUUUUGUUUGAUUUUGUUGAUUGUAAAUUAAAUAUUUUUAUUAUAAAAAGUGGUCAAAAUGUUCUUUUUAUAUACCUGUAUUAAAACUAUAUAUUUUAAACUCAUUUGUGUGUAUGUAUGGGGAAUGGGAGUUUAAAAAAAGUACUGGAGGCUGGAGGGGGGGGGGGAGGCAAAAAUAUUAGGAUUGUUUUUUUUUAAACUUAAUAUAUGGAAAGCCAUAGAGAUAAAAUGAUUCAAUAUUAGUAAAAGUGUAACUAUCAAAAUAAUUAAUUGACUUAAUAAAAUGUUGUUUUUUUUAAAAAUGAUUAAAAUCACUUUAUAUCGUUCUAUUAUUUUUGCAAUAUCAUCAUCAUCAGCUAAAUCCUUUUUCAACAUUAUAAUGAAGUUUUUUUCUUUUUCCUUAAAAAUUAUUAAGUCAUUAUAUUUAAACAUUAAAACAGGUACAUUUCUAAACCCACUUCAACAGAAAUAACUAUGGCAUUGAAAGUUAAUUCAACAACUGUGUGGUUUUUUUUACUUUGGUUGAAGAGUGAAUAUAUUAUUUAUAUCAUUUAUAUCAUUUAUCAUAACUCACGUAAGGUGACCAUCUUGCAUUGUUAUUUAAGCAAAUUUUAAUAAAAAUUUUUUAAAUUGUAGGUCAGGAACCCUUCGAUUGAUGUUGCUUUUUUGAUCAAUAGCGAAAAAUCAGUGCAUGAAGAACUUACUCUUACUAAAAGGCUUUGGGAUGCUGGUGUAAAAACAACAAUCUUGGAUAAGGUAAAUGUUGGCAAUAAUAUAAGAAUGAUCUCUCUUUCUCCUCUCCCUCAACCAAAGAUAUUUAUAUAUAAAAAUAUAAUAAAAAUGUUUUUAAAACAAUGCUUAGAUAAAUUUCAUGACUAUAAUCAAUUGAUCCAUUUCUCAGUUCUAAACUCCUAUUAAUAAUUUUCCAAUUUAAAUUUUGUGUCAACUUGAGAUGCAUAUCCUCUCCUACUAAAAAGGAUUAAUGGAUUGUCACUUGAUUUUAGCAGUCUACAAAAAAAUGAUGUUAGUCCUAUUUUUGGUGAUUAUCAUCAGUCAUCAGUAAGCCCCUUUAAAAAAAUGGCCCAUACUUAACUUCAUACUUUUGAUUCACAACACUAAAACUUUUUGAACUUACAUAAUUAAAGCAAGAUAUUUCUUUUUUUUAAACAUAAUGUCUCACUUCCAAUGCAGUUAAUAUGAAACUUUUAGUAUUAUGCAUUGGCUGCCCAAGUGGGAAGAGUACACACAAAUGUUACAUAAAUUAGGCCCCCAGUGUUACGUUAUACGUUAGAUUGUACUACUACUAGGGGGUAUGACUAGGGGUAUGUUUCAAUCUAUUAUUUAACUAUUCUAAGCUAAAACCACUCCACUCACACUAACAUUCAAUGGCACUCUCUCACUCGCUCACUUCUAUUAAUACAAUCACUGUAUGACUAUAAGAACGCAGGUGGUUCAGCCCACGAAUAAUAAAUAUUUAAUUACAAGUAAAAAAAGAACUAAAUGCAUACAUGGUAUUACAUAUAACAUAAACAUGUAAGAACAUUAGGUAUACUGUCUAAUACUCAUUGCUUUGUACUAAGUUACGACUGGCUGGUUAUCUUGUCCUCAGGUAGGCCCCAAAUCAAACACAGCAGCUGUAGUCUGUUUGCCUUCCCUCUUGCUGGUCACUGUGCGGUCUGGGAUGUAAUAGGUGUAGACUCUAACACUCUAACAGUGGGCAUAUGUGACCUGUGCUGCUGGUGGGAGUUUAGGGUUAUCUCCUGUAAGCCCAAUCUUAAAAAAUAUUUGGCAUCCUUCUGUCUUCGCGAGACGAUGGAGUAGCUAUGUACACUUCAACUAAUGGCUAACUAGGCCAAUCCUGGAAUGGUAAUCUUGACUGCAUUUCUUGCAGGAGAAUAUUGACUCAUGGUUAGAUUUGGCCUUCCGUAUUGUUCUUUUUGUUGCAAGGGCUUCAUUUUACGCAUCUUCUGCCCUUUUUACUCUUUCAUACACUGCUGUUUGCCAGCUGGAACGUUGUUCAGCAAUGAUCUCCCAUUCGUUGAUUGCAAUAUUGGCUUCACUCAUGCUCCUUUUGCAAACAUUCAUAAAUCUCAGGUGUGGCCAUCCAAUAAGUCUUGACCCUUGUGCCAACUCUCCAUACAGCAGCAUCUUUGGAAUAUGGCCUUCCUCCAUUCUACUUACAUGGCCUAACCAGUGAAGGCACCUCUUGCUAAGAGAUGCUUCUUGCAUCAUAUUUGUUUUCUAUAGACUAAUUGACAGUCCAAACUCUUUACAAGUGUGUGACAGGCGAUUAACUAGCGCUUAAGACCUUCUUCUGUGUGCGAUGUUAAGGCGGCAUAUUUAAAAAAUAUAAUUAAUUAAUUUGCUUUCAGAUAGAAUCACCAGGCUUAACAUGUUUUCGAGAAUGCAUGAAGAAAAACAUUUUUACAAUCUUGCAGUUAGAAAAGCCAGGCAUUGUUGAGGUAAAUAUAUUCAUUUAA
Messenger RNA from Lymnaea stagnalis (great pond snail), 4866 nucleotides. Lineage: Eukaryota; Metazoa; Mollusca; Gastropoda; Lymnaeidae. The record is from the annotation of a GenBank genome assembly.